GAUGAGGUAAACCAAGUUUUGACGACUAAUUUGUGGCUGGAAAUGCAAUGGUUUGAUUACAAAUUGACUUGGGAUCCAGCAAGAUGGGGUGGAAUAAGGAAACUGCACAUACCUUCGGACCAAAUAUGGAUACCAGACAUUCUACUUUACAAUUACGCCGACGGAGAGCCUCACAUCAGCAUCAUGAGUGAUGCCCUAGUCUACUAUAAUGGUCUGAUAGUGUGGAAACCGCCGAGCAUCUAUAAAUCUGUUUGUUACAUCAACAUUGAAUACUUUCCCUAUGACUCUCAAAAUUGCGAGCUAAAGUUUGGAGGUUGGAGCUAUAAUGGUUUCCUUCUUGACGUCCGACAGCUGCCAACGAAAGUGGAAAAGAAUACCAGUACUCGGAAGUUGGCAUGGAUCUCUCCAGUUUUCAUCAUUAGUUUUAAUGAAUUCACUCGAUUAAGUUUGACUAUGACUAGUAGUUUGACUAGUAAGUUACACGCUUUUUAACA
Molecule: messenger RNA, 494 nt
Organism: Cylicostephanus goldi
Lineage: Eukaryota; Metazoa; Nematoda; Chromadorea; Rhabditida; Strongylidae
Source: the annotation of a GenBank genome assembly